CCACUAUCCAAAUCACCGAAAAAAUAAAAAAACAAAAAACAAAGCUUGAAUACAAUCAACCCAUAUCGAUCGGCGUUCAGAAUCGUCGUCUGCGCAUCAGGAGUCCACGAGAAGCUCCCCCAAGUGCCUCGAAUACACCUUCCCCGUCGUGGUCGAAAUCUAAAUCCUCAUCGGCGAGGACGUUGAUGAUAUACUCUACAAUUGGGAGGAUAAUUGUAGAGGUCUAAGUCAUCCAGUCGCCUCCCUAAAACAUCGUGCACCACCGCGCUUGCCACUUCCGCCAUCUCAACGGCAGAGUCCAAUCAGUUUCAGCAGUUGCUACCAGGGAUCGAGUAUGCUUCGUGGGGUGAUGCUUCGCGUGGAGCAAGGCCAAGAAAUAUGAAAAAGGCGGCGAGGCAGAUGAAACCCGUAUCUCGUUAAAUUGCACUUUGACCAUCAAACUUUAUCAAAAUUGCACUCUCUCUACUCUCAUACUUUGGACCUUUCUUUUUUUCCUUCCUCUGUCUUCCCCUCCUCCUCUUCAUCCUCUCCGGCGCAGCCUCUCCACCACUUCUCCAGCCCCCGCCACCGUCGGUGUUGUAGGCGAAAGGAAAGGUGAGCCGUUCGCAUUCUCCGUCGUUACUCUCUUCUUCACCUCGUCUCCGGAGAUCUGGGACAGAAGCAAUCGGCAAUCCCUCGUUCUUCGGCUUACAAAUUGAUUAGAGAAAGAUUGUGUCUGCGUCGCCGUCUCGAGCAAUUGUUCUGAUUUUAUCUGAUCCUUGCCAAAUUGUAAGAUUGUGUUUGGAGGAGGAAUUUGAAGGUUUCGAUAUUGUUUACUGAAAUUUUAAUGGAUGCGGAUGUGAAGAAUAUCAAGAAAUGGAUCGUCUUAUACCCAAUUUACAUAAACACAAAGAAAACCCUCGCUGAAGGUCGGAGAAUCAAUGCCAGCAAAGCAUGUGAAAACCCUACUUGUGCCGAGAUUUACGAUUGCUGUACUCACCUGAAGCUCCCGUCCGCAAUUGAGAGCGAGAAGGCAUAUCCCCGAGACUUUAUGCAAAGAGGAAGAGUGAGGGUUUUGUUGAAAAGGGAAGAUGGGAGUCUCUACAACCCUGCCAUAUCUUCAACUUCACUUACAUCCUAUCCUAGGUUUUAUGGAGUUGACAUGUUUGGCUGGAAGCAGCUAAUGCUUCAUGUUGCAGAGUUGGUACCUCGACACCCUGGUCGAACCAAGAAGCAAGAACCCCCCUCCACCUCAGCUACUGGUGGCUCCAAAUCUGGGAAGGGCGGCAAGAAAAAACGAUAGUGGAAAGACAGUUUUCAAACCAAUCUAUCUACCUAUCUACAUUAGCCCUGAAUCAUUUAUAUUUUGAUCUAUUUAUAUUUUGCAAGAUUGAACUAUUUA
Molecule: messenger RNA, 1381 nt
Organism: Andrographis paniculata
Lineage: Eukaryota; Viridiplantae; Streptophyta; Magnoliopsida; Lamiales; Acanthaceae
Product: signal recognition particle 19 kDa protein-like
Exons: 5
Coding region: 827-1282 (151 amino acids)
Biological process (GO): SRP-dependent cotranslational protein targeting to membrane, signal sequence recognition; SRP-dependent cotranslational protein targeting to membrane
Cellular component (GO): signal recognition particle, endoplasmic reticulum targeting
Molecular function (GO): 7S RNA binding
Source: RefSeq, a predicted model, not a curated record